AUGGCUUCCGUCUCAUGGCUCGACGUGCUCGAGCAGGAGCUCAACAUCGACGUUGAUUGGAUGGACCCCGACUUCCUCGUCGAGAUGCAGCCCACCAUCAAGUUUCACGAUCUCACCAGCAACCAGAACUUUGUCGACAUCCAAAUGGGCCAUCCGUCCAACGUCGAGCUGCUGCGCGACACCGCCCGCGAAGUCCGCGACGAGUAUGCUGCGGCCACUGAGGCCCCUGUCCACCCCCUUUGGCUCGCCAUCUACACGCGCAUGGCCGUUCGCAUAUGUAAGAAGGUUGUCGACCACAUCAGUGGCCGUGUCCUCCUCCAGACGUCGCCGUCCCAGGCCUACGAUGCCGCCGCCACCGUCGCGCACGCCCAUCUCUACGACGCCGAGUUUGCUCGGGUCAACAUCUCCCGCGACCGCUUCUGCAUCAAGAUCCCCUGCACGGGCCCGGCCUUGAACGCCGCUAAAAUUCUGCAAGCCGAGGGCAUCCAGACGCUCGGCACCGCCCUCUUUGGUGUUCCCCAGGCCAUGGCCGCGAGCCGGGCCCGCUGCCUGUCCAUCAGCCCCUACUUUAACGAUGUCCGCGCCCACGAAGACCGCUCCUGCUGGCCGUCUGUCGCCGACCCGGCCGUCGAGCACCCCAACGCCGCCCGCCUCGUGCAGAUUUUGGACUUGUACCGCCGCCUGUACGCGGCCACUGGCGAGCGCCAACCGCUGGUCAAGAACGCCAGCUUUGUCUCACCAGAAGAGGCCAUGGCUGCCGGCGAGAUGGGCUGCCAUUCCGCCACGCUGUUCCACACCGCAAUCCGUGACCUCGCCGCCCACCCCUACACAGCCGCUGAGCGGCCCGGGGGCGCUGUGGCUGCUGCAGCCUGUGUGCCCAAACCGGCGGCCGACACGCCGUUUUACAAGGACCGAAAGGCGCCCUCGGCCCGUCUGCAGCCCCUGCUGAGCAUCGAUCCCCUGAACACGGCCGACCCAACCAAAGUCGCCAUUGACUACGACACCGUCACCAAGGUCGACUACCUGGCCGACAACGGCAAGCUGCUGGAUGCGGCCAUUGAGGCUGACCCGGUGGCCAAGGACCGGCUGGCGGCCGCCUUGACUCUGUUCAUCGCUUGUGAGAAGCGGAGCGAGGACAAGGUCGACAAGGCGUUGGUGUCGUUGUAA
This is a messenger RNA of Sporothrix brasiliensis 5110, 1167 nucleotides long. RefSeq names its product transaldolase. The coding region runs from base 1 to 1167 and encodes 388 amino acids. Gene Ontology annotation, molecular function: transaldolase activity. Lineage: Eukaryota; Fungi; Ascomycota; Sordariomycetes; Ophiostomatales; Ophiostomataceae. The transcript has 2 exons. The record is from RefSeq and is a predicted model, not a curated record. Gene Ontology annotation, biological process: carbohydrate metabolic process; pentose-phosphate shunt, non-oxidative branch. Gene Ontology annotation, cellular component: intracellular anatomical structure.